UAAUGAAGUCGAGGGUCUUCUUUCACACAAUCCUUGAUGAUGCGACUCGUGAAUUGCAAAGUAAAUUAAUGGGAUGAAAGUAAACACAGCAAUUGACCCUGGGUUCGGAGGCUCGGAACGAUGCAGCGCAAAAGAACCGAGCCUCAUGGCCAGCACCCAACGCUGAGUUUAAUCUCGUGGCUAGCCUGCACAGCCCGGAGCAAUAAUGUCCAGGCUAGGCUUCAAGGGGGCGAUGACUGCAUCUCAGCCCAACUUGCCUUAUUAGCCACAUUGCAUAAGUGCGAGAUCUUCGGUAGAAAUGGGCCAAUAACACGGGGCGCUUACGCCUGGACAAGGGUUCGCGAAAUCCUUUCGGGGCUGGGGCGGGGUGCAGGAGUAGCCAAGAUUUGUUUUUGUGAUCGAGAUGCAACCGAGCCCCGUCUGAUAAUUUCUUCUCCGUCCAUGAACGAAGAAAUGGGCGAGAUGGAGUCGGACAACAUCCAAAAUGUCCUGGAGGGGCUCAGAGCGGCCUGGGAAGAUGCCGAAGACGAGCAGGCUCGCGAGAGCCUGAUCCAGAAGUGGAUGAAGACACUUGAAGACUAUUGCAAAGAUAGAUAUGACUAUGCCGACGCCAAUGAUGUCUUUGGGGACUUCAUAGAGGCAAGACUCGCAGAUCUGCUCGAAGCCUUCAACCCAGCCACGGCGGACCAUGUUGGCCCCCUCGAUGCGUUCCUCCGUUCCAUGGAUGACGAGUCAAACAUCAGGGUGUGUUUUGAGAACGCAUUGAUGAGCCAAAAGAAGUUCUUGCGCUCAGCUCAGAUGGAAACAAGCCCAUUGAAGAGCGAAAACCUGAAAUUGAACAGAGCUAAAUGGGUAUCUGUGGCCAUGAGGCUCAUCAACCAUCAUAGCCAGUGCAUCGUACCCCUGGUAACAUCAGAUGGAGAGGGCUCGGCCACAAGAAAUCUGUGGAAAGAUGACGAGACGGCGUUGCAUGUAGCUGUGACACAGAGUUGCCCAGAAGCCGUUGAAGCAUUGCUGAGCGCUGUGCGGGCACAGCACCAAGACCAUAGCCGAGGCGAGCGUGCGAUGCUGAGUCAGAAGAGCUCUGGCCAAACAGCGCUUGCAAUAGCUGUUGACCAGCUGGAUCUUGAGACGGUGCGGCUGCUGAUCAGGGCGACGAAGGCAUUCUUGAACAUCUCGUGGGCGCGGGGAGGCUUCCCGCUGCACGACCUCGUUUUGUCCGUCGCCAAUCCGGCAAAGAAACACUCGGACCAGGCACUGAACGAAUCCUGUCUGAUUCUGGCCGAGAUAAUUGAAGCUGACACCAAAACAUCCUUGACAUCGCGCUGUGGUGUCAUCAGCACAACUCCAUGGGACGAGAAGGUCGAAAACCUCCCCCCAUAUACCUUAGCCUCGCGGGCUGAGAAGGGGCUAAAAGGCUUCAAACGUCGGGCCGCUACCCAGAACUCGCAGUCUCUAGGCAGCCUGGACAGGCGUAUUCUUCUUUUGAAGCAGCUUCGUGUCGACAUGAAAACGUACAUUGCUCGGGAGCUCGACGGCUCUAGUUACGAUCAAGCAACGGCUGGCGAUCUGAGUUUGCAAAAUAAAAUCACUUAUCUGGACCUCUCGGACUUUGACUCUAUGGCCUCGGGCGCGCAGGAGAACGACCUGGAGCGCUUCGUUAACAAUUUUAAGCCACGCGCAAACUGUUUUGAGUUCUCCGACAUGCUCUCGUACGUGCGGCUACCCGAUAUGUCGGCUGGGGACCCUGAAAAGACAUCCCAGGCCAUCAUCGCUCUGUUCAAGAACCUGGCCGAGCUCUUCAAUGUCGCCAAAAUUGUCAGACUUGAGGCCAAAGACAACCCUGCACAUCCCAUGGAGGACUCAGAAAUUGCGAGGAUUGUCGAGAAGUUUAAUAUCGAAGAACUCGACUGGGGGAAAUACAAUAUCGACCUGGAUCCGUUACGAGCCCUGGCCGAGGAUGGUCGCAUUUCGUCUCUGCGGAAGUUGAAGCUAUACUCGACAGGGCAUUGGGGUGUCCUUCAUCAUUGGUUAAGUGAAGAGGGAAUUUUUGCUUUUGAAAGGCUAAAAGAGAUCCUGAUCAGCGUGGUUGAUCCAUAUGAGACAGCUGACUUACCUACGGUUAAUACACGCCCGAAGUUGACCGAGAUAUUGAGGGCGAGGAUGAAGCAAAAACUCGAGACUGUCAGGAGUGAUAUGGUCGGCAAGCUCAAAAUCGAGGUGGAACCUGGCCACCCCCAUAAACCCCGGACGAGGGACAUUUACGUUCCAGAGUCCGUGUCCAAUCAGUUCUUCAAAGCUUUUUCGAACGCGCAGUCGCAGGCUCUUGGUGAUUUGGAUCCUGGCGAUGACGAGAAACUUGGUCUGCUGCGAAGUAAGGUGGCGAUUAUCGACAACGGUGUCGACAUGGGCCAGAAGAGGAUUGCGGCAAAUGUUCGACGCGGUCGGUCGUUUGUGAGCCUUCAUGAAAAUGGAUGGUACUUGCCGUGGUUCACCUCUGUCCACGUCCACGGGACCCAGAUGGCAUCGCUAGUUGUGCGCGUUGAUCCCAACUGCGAUCUCUUUGUAUACCGCAUCAACUCGCUUCCCGGCGGGUCCAUUGAUGUGCGCAAUGCGGUCGAGGCAAUUGAAGCGGCGAUCGAAGACCAGGUCGAUGUAAUCAACCUCAGCUGGUCCUUCAACAAAAAUAGCGAGGCCCUCAAAGAUGUCCUGGACAAAGUGACGGACAGCAAGCAGCACAGGGCGCUAGUGUUUUGCGCCAAGUCGGACGAGCUAUACGCCGACGACGUGUUCCCAGCCGACUACCUCAGCACCAUCAGCGUCGCCGCUGCCACCAGUCGCGGACGCAUCGGAACAGAGGGCAGCAAGCGGCCGGAUCUGCUCAUCCUGGGCGAGAAUAUGCCGGCAUACGGACCUGAUUAUCUGAAUAAGAAGGAAAAGGAAUCCAAUAUUUCGGGGUCAUCGGUAGCAACAGCAUUGGCAUCGGGCAUGGCGUCCUUGAUGCUCAUGCUGGCCAAACAAGACGUCGUGCUUAAAGAGAACUGGGAGCUCUUCAAGACGAAGGAGGUGAUGCUCAAACUGUUUGAGCGGUUCAAGACGGACAAGGCCAGCCCCGUGACCUACGUGAACCCAGCAAUGGUCUUUGGCGAGCCCCAGGACCGCCUGAUUGUCGAGAUGAGAAGCGUCAUCACUACUUUUUCUAGGGCAGGAUACUGACUUGGUUAAUACGGGAGCAGCGUUUGCGAGGUAUGGGUAUCAUUCGGUGCCAUAAAAAGGACUGAUAGGAUUAAGGAGGCAUAGGCGUGUCCUAAAACUACAAAAUUAAUUGGAAUGCUAUUUGUUUUAAAACCUUUGCAGCUUGGAUGUGGAAGAUUAAGUUGUGGAUAAUUAAGUUGUGGGUGAUUAAGUUGUGGAUGAUUAAGUUGUGGAAAUACUAUCCAG
Molecule: messenger RNA, 3441 nt
Organism: Lasiosphaeria miniovina
Lineage: Eukaryota; Fungi; Ascomycota; Sordariomycetes; Sordariales; Lasiosphaeriaceae
Exons: 9
Coding region: 121-3216 (1031 amino acids)
Biological process (GO): proteolysis
Molecular function (GO): serine-type endopeptidase activity; protein binding
Source: RefSeq, a predicted model, not a curated record